UAGUAGCGCUGUUCCUAGUAACAGUACUUUCGUUUUGUUGCAGGGCAAGCAGAGUUAACACGGGCACCUCCUGCCUUAGAAGCUUUGGAUGAGCGUCAUGAUGCUGAGAUAUACAGGGCGAUACUUACUUCUAUGAAGGACUGGGAACGUAAGAAGCAACAGAAACAGAUAACUAACAGGAUCAAGCGAGAAGAUGUUCCCAGUGCUUGCUAUCCAGAUCUCGGAUGUUUCGAAGCAUCCGGACCCUUUGGGUAUUUGGACACGUUGCCAAACAAACCCGAGGAAAUCAGCACCAAAUUCUGGUUGUAUCCAGGGAGGAGUAGACGAAGAAGUGGAUCACCUCCAGCAGAGGUGCCGUUUGAACGUAUGGACGAGGCCUUCGAAUGGGCCAAGCAGGGCUUCAACAAGAGCUUACCAACGAAGGUGCUCAUCCACGGAUUUGGUAGCGACUGCAGCUACAUCUGGGUCUACGAAAUCAGGAGUGCUUUGAUGGCAGUUGAAGAGGUGAACAUCAUCUGCGUAGACUGGAGCAACGGUGCGGCUCUUCCCAAUUACGUGAAGGCUUCCGCCAACACAAGGCUCGUAGGCAAGCAACUGAGCCUCCUUCUUCGUGGCCUGGUAGAGAAAAAUGGAUUGUCGCUCAGGAACACGCACCUUAUCGGGUUCAGUCUGGGAGCUCACAUCGCAGGAUUUACGGGAGCUGAUUUGGGGAACCUCAGCAGGAUAACUGGCUUGGAUCCAGCUGGUCCCCUUUUCGAGGCUCAAGACCCCAGAGCAAGACUCGACGAAACAGACGCAGCUUUUGUAGACGUCAUCCACAGUAAUGGAGAAAAUCUCAUCCUGGGAGGCCUAGGGUCAUCUCAGCCCAUGGGUCACGUGGAUUUCUUUCCCAAUGGAGGCAGAAUGCAGAAGGGAUGCAGUCAUUUGUUCGUUGGCGCUGUGACAGACAUCAUUUGGUCAACGGCAGUAGAAGGAAGAUCCUUAUGUAAUCAUCGGAGGGCUUACAAGUUCUUCAUAGACUCCAUCUCCCCCAGAUGCCAUUUUCCAGCUUUUCCGUGUAAAUCAUAUGAUGAUUUCAUAGCAGGAAAGUGUUUUCCUUGUACAGAAGAGAGGCAGUGCGGCAACAUGGGCUACUAUGCUGACAGGUCCAAAGGUAGAGGACAACUGUACCUGACGACGAGGGAUGAAGAGCCGUUUUGUGCUUAUCAGUACCACGUCAAAAUCGAAUCUCUACCAAGCCCGCUUCCUGUAAAAAGCUACGGCAAGAUCCAGAUCACUGUAGUAGGAGAAUCUUUGCUCAAUGAAACAUUUAUGAUGACUAGGAAAGAAGAUGAAGAAAUGACUUUGGGACAGUCAAUUUCCAGGAUAAUCGUACCACAUCCUAUCCUAGCUCAACCAACCAGGAUAGAGAUAUUGUACACGGCAUACAGUGGAUGGCUAUCAUCGGGACUUACCCAGUGGAGAAUGGACAAAGCUACACUCAUGGAUAGCUUCGGCAAGAUGUCAUCAGUAUGCAAAAAGAAUCUAAUCCUACAUUCCGGGGUACCGGUUCUACUCCCGCUAUACCCAGGCGAAUGCAACCUCCCGAAGGACCAGUUCGAGAAUAUCGCAGAUGACAGAAUCGACGACAAGCCCAAUGACACCGACAAGCGACCAGACUUCACGCCCACUCAAGUAGUUCGGGUUGGAUUGGAAGACAACGAUAACAAAUCGGACAAACCGAAUCUUUUUCGGGACACCAUGGGCAUUUUUAACAUCCCUUGGAGCAACGACAAGGAGAAUGAUAUUUUAGAUACCGAAGCGUCUGAGUCCAGCAGGGCGUUCAACACUAGGAUCAUCAAGGUUGAUAAUGCGAUCGCUAGUAAUGAGGAUGGGCUGGUAAAGGAGAUUGUUGAGCCGAUUUUGAAACCGCAUUCGAGUAAGAAUGCCAGGUCGCAUGAUCCUGAUAGGGAGAAGGUGGAGAUCACAGAACCUAUAUUAGGUCCGACUACCGCCAAAAGCAUCAAAGCAACAGCCAUAGUUAGCACUACGACUACAACUACUACCACCACCACAACUACAAAAGCCCCUGUUAUUGAGUUGAAGACAGAGGCGAAAAGUUCUGUCAAAAUUGCGUUCGACAAUGACUGGGUACCGAAACAAGUACCCGCGAAUCCAAAACAUGAGGGAAAGAGAAAGAGACAAGAUGAGUCAAAGGUGAUGCCCGGAUUUGACCGACCUAGCCAAGAUCCUCUAGAGUCACUUGCGACCACCGUCCAAUUUCUACCUCAAAGACUUGCCAGAAUGUUCCAGCAGGCAGAAAAGUACGCCAGAGAUAACAUUUUGCCCUUAGUUAGCACUUAUACCCCUAGAUUCAUCGCUGAUAUGAUCACUCCCAGGGAGACCACCCCUAAGUACGUGCCCUUGCAUUACGAUGAGACCACGACGAGGAAAAGUUCGAAGACUAAAUCCAAGAGCGUUGAGGAAACGGACAAACCCAUGUUUGAGGUUAGCGAGUCCAGACAUGUCAUCGUAGAAAAAGAAUUUAAACCAGUUACCGAUCCAACAACUCCACACACCCAUAUACAGAGGCUCACAAAGAAAUCCGAGGAAGAAGAAGCACAGUUGAAGGCAAUGCUGAAGGCGUCUACUAAGAAGAUCAUGAUGACUACAACCAGCAUUCCUGAGUCGACUCCUACCACUACCCCUGCUCCUACAACGACUUCAACCAAAAAGGCACCAACUACGAAAGAGUACAGCCGAAGAGCUAGAGAUGAUAAUAACGUCCAGCCCCUACGACCACCCCAGGACCCCCUGGAAGCUAUCAUAACCCAAGUUCAGAUCCUUCCCGAAAACCUAGGUAGAAUGUUCCAACAAGCCGAGAGGUUCACUCGGAAUACGGUACUUCCUCUAGUCAGUAGGUUCACACCAAGGUUCAUCACGAACAUGUUCAACCCUAGACCGAGGGAGGGCCCCAGGUACAUUCCUUUCAUUGGAGGUGAGACUAGUGUACAUACGCCUACUGUCAGGCUGAACGAACCAGGUCGGAACAAGAGAAACCAGAGGUUCAACCCACCACCCAGGGUAGAGGAGGAACCUGACGAAGAUGGUACUACAACUACUACGACAACUGAAGCUUCUACGAUAGGAAGUUACAUACAAAAGAUUCCGAAAAGGAAAAAGGCGUAAAUGCGUUACUUAGGUAAUGGGGUACUGAGUGACCAUAGAAUGAUUGAAAAAUAUCAGUGAGUCGGUGUCGCUAUAUAUUAGUUACGCUUAUAUGAGAUGGAGUCUUCAAUUUGCUUGUACGUACAAGAAACCUUUUUCUUGGCAAGAUUUAUAUAUUUUUAUUGCAUCUGGUGCUGCAGUGGGUCUGGUGGCUUUGUAUUCACUGGUUUGCCUUGUCAACAAAAAAUAUCAAUAUUGUUAUUCAAAGCACACUGUCUUGCUUAUAUCGCAGUCAUAGAACAAUUAUUAUUUAAGAACUUGCCGCAUCUCAAAUGUAGCAUUUCACGACGAAAACUAUACAGGUCCAGCAUCACAGGGAGUGUACGUGACAAAUCUGGCUCAGUCCGGGAUCGGCAUUCCGGAUCGGAUCAUGUGUUCAACAAGGUGCAAUUUGAUAAGUGCCAUAAUGAUGUAGCCGGAUGGCACGAUAAGUGGCAAGGUGUACUGUUCCACUAUGUUCGUGCCCUAAGGACGAGACUAGAGUUGCGACUAUAGUAUCUGUGUGAAAUAUAAUGUAUCUCGGUUUCUUGUAAUUAUCCAGAAACUAUCGCUGGGAGGAGAUUCCAUUGAUUUCGAUCAGCGUUCAGCCUGAUGUCACAAGUUUCUCUUUGUUGUCAAGAUUUUAAUAAAAAUUGUUUCAAAUAGCCUAGCUGUGAACUUAAGGUUAUAUUUUGAUAGGCAUUUUCAUCUCAGACUACUAGCAUGCUAGUUUAGUAUUGCUUGCAUGUUUGUGUCUCAUAUCAACGAACUUUCACUCUUUGGUAACAGUAGAAGUUUCCCAUUCAAUAUACCUUGCACUGCGGUCACCUGUAACACUCUCUAUGAUGCCACGAUGCAUAACAUUUUUCUUAUUUCUCAUGGUCACUUUGUACCAAGUUACUGUUGUAAAUACACUCUCCUGUAUAAUAACCUUUGUAAAAGUCAACAGAGAUAAACGUAUACGAUUUCAACAUCUUAAGUUCUGCUGAGUAUGUCGUGUACGGUAGUUACAGCCAAAUAUGAGGCUCAGACAAAUCCAGUAUCAGAACCUUAACUACUCGUAUACAUUAUCGAACUAUCAAGUACUAUCAUGGAAACCAAUGCAAAACUUUUUGUAAUAAUGCAUAGAAAUGUUAAGUUAAAAUGACUUGGAAAUGACCUUCAAAUGCCCUCAUAGAGACAAACUACUGUAAAUUGUAUAGAUUAUGCAGAAAUUGUUUUCUGACAGCUGUUUGAUGUUCUAGAGCAAUGUGUGAUAGUUGCACUCGUCAAAACAAAAAAACAAAUAACAGCUGAUUAUUUACUAGUAUCCAAUAUACCCUAUAUCGUCAAGUGGCAGUAUUGUACCUAGUAGUGUACAGUUCAAAACUAUUACAAGGGGGCAGUCAAACUGUCCUCACAAUGUCAGUCGUAGUCAAUACUAUAGGGACAUUUGAUAUGAGUCAAUCAAUGUUUUACCUGACAUAAUAUACAGGCUGUCUGAAAGGUUCGGGAACCCCACGAGAAUUAUUGAACUUAUAAUGGCACGAAAAAACUGAGUUUACCCCAGCUAUCUAAUAAUGACGUUGGAUUCGACCUUGACCAUGAUCUUCAAAGUCAUUCGAAGGUCAAGUCGAUUUUUUUAAAUGUAACCUUUCUGACCCCAGAAAUGAACAGAAAUAUGGUCUACAGUAUAUUCAGAUAAGAGAUAGACCGGACAUAAACAAGACCACGUGAUCAUCGAAUGCUGUAACAUUCGGCAGGGACGUAUUAAGAGUUACGCAGUACAUAUUUUAGAUAGUAGAUGCUGCUUUGCGUAAGUUUGUAGUAAAUUAGCACAAUUCGAUGUGUAUACGAUUGGUGAUGGAUAUAGGAUCAUGUGGGGGUGGGGUAAGAAAUAUAUAAUGAUGUAAAUAUACAUAAAGGUUUCAAAAUUUUCGCUUCGAUUUCAAGCUUCGGAUGCCGCCUGAUGUUUGGUGAUAUACAGUCGAAUAUAAUCUCAAAAUGGCGUUUAAAUUAGCCUAAAUUAAAAAUAAUCGUAUAUCUCUUAAAAUUGCUUUUAGAAUACUGAUUAGUAUAUUUUUUGAUUUCUAGGUAAAUAUGUAACCAAAUUAAAACGUUCAAAACGUAAAAAAAUGUGCAUGGUUGAACAUUGUCAGAAAGUAGAUUCUUGAAUAGGUUUUGCCAAAAUGGGUUCAAAAAUGUCAAUAAUUAAUUAAAAAAUACAGUAGCUUUAUAAUUACUUAUAACUUACCGAAUUUGAUGAACGACACCUUUUAUUGGAAAGAUGAGCUUGAUGAGCUUUCAUCAUCGCUACUGCCUAAAGCACCAACGUCAAUAAUGAAUGGCUCGACUUGUUCCUCUAAAAUAUUGUCCAGUUCCCACAUUCUCUUUUCAACUUUGUCUUUCACGUGCUUAAUACCGUUUUCCCAUUUUUGCGCUGUUAUUAAUUCUAGUGCUUCUUUGAAAAGUCCUUUGAGGUCACAAAAUUUAAAAGUUGUAUUGUGCUUAGCUAUAUAAUUUUUAACCUCUGCCCAUAUGAGCUCAAUGGGAUUGAGCUCGCAAUGGUAUGGAGGUAAACGGAGCACAGUGUUAUUUUGACUUGCUGUCAUUUCGUCAAUGGCGUAUUUUUGAUAUUCCGCCUUGUGAUCCUUGAAAAUUCUUAAUAAUUGUACUUUCAGCAUUGCUUGUUCAAAGUUGAUAUUUUUCGAGCGGAGCCAAUUUUGAACAUCAACUUUCCUUGAAGCCGUUGUUGGGACCUUCUCCAUUCUUCGAGAAUGGUAAGGCGCAUUAUCCAUCACAAUUACUGCGUUUUCCUCUAAGUUCGGUAAAAUUUUUGAAAACCACUGUUCAAACGAUUCGCCAUUCAUUUCCUCGUGGUAAUCUCCAGUUUUCUUAGACUCAAAGCACCACAGACCGUCAACAACAAAUCCAUCCUCACUGCCAAUAUGGCAGAUAAUGAGCCUUUUCCCUUUACCUGGAAAUCGAAGUACUAACUGGUGUAUAUUUAUUUCAAUAAGCGAACCUUUUUCAAAUGUUUUCAUCACAUUCAGCGAAAAAACAUUGAGACAUGAGUAUCAGAUUGCUAUAAUUGGGAUUAUUUAGUCAUAUUGAAAGAAAGAAUAUUGAACGUCGUAUGAUUAGUCAGCGCUUCACAAUUUAAUUUAAAGUUAUAAACCUUUAAAAAAUGAAUGAUCAGGAACCUGAAAUACGCGCAAAUAUUAAUAUUAACAAAUUAUAACUUUAUAAAGCUUAAAGUAUGAAUUAAAAUGAUUAGAAAUAUUAGGAACGGUACACAAUAUAAAACUUAGUAACUUUUUUUAAGUUUAUAAUAUUCGACAUAUUUUAAGAUUAUAUUAAAAAAUUAUUGAAAUAUCGAAAACACAUAAAAACAUGGCUUAAAAAAGUUCUAACAAAUGAAAAUGACAAUAAAACAUCCACGCAUUUUAUCGCAAGUUAUAAAAGUUUUGUUACUUGUAAUAUGUUUAUUAUUUAUUUUUUAAGAAAGAAGAAUUCAUGCACUUUCCUCCUAAUCGCAUGCUUAUCAGCUUCAUCCAAUGAUUUAACAAUACUUUUGCGAUGUUUACUGGUCAUUGGCUCAGAAAAGGUGUGAUUUUUUUUGUAUUGUCUUAACACAUUAAACACUGAUGCGCGACACACCCCAACUUUGUGAGAAACCUUCACAACAAUUUCUUUGAUGGUUGAUGCCUCGUUCUCCUCGCGCUCCAUCUUAUAUAUAUUCAUAAUGACCUCUUUCAUUUCUGCACUUAGGUGUCUUUUUUUGGAGCGUUUCCUAGGUGGACUACAGGAGUUUACAACUUCAUCGGCAGUAUCUGUACUACUGGGCAUUUUGCGCAAGCAGUUGAUAACAAUAACAAUCAAUAACAAGGUAUAACAAUAACAACGACAAACUCAACAACCUAAUAAGAUAACAAACGAAAACAUCCAAAGAAAUAUCAAAUUGCAAUGAUGCACACGACAUACGUAACACGUCUGAACCUGAAUGUGACUCUGCCUUGAUACGACUGCUCUGCCGCUCGGCAUAGGCAUUUAAUUGCGAAUUGACCAAUGAGGGCUCCUGUUUUACGUCGAGACGGCGGCGUUAGCGUGAAAAUCACCCGAACCUUUUGUUUACAUCCGGUCUAUCUCUUAUCUGAAUAUACUGUAGAUCAUCCCAAAUUUUUGACCUUAAUAGGUCAUUAUCAAGGUCAAGCCCAGGUAUGGUGAUAUAACUUGAAAGCCAGUAGUCAUAUAGGGAAACACCGACUUAUUAUUUCCAUGAUUUUCCUUGGAUAUUUAAUGAUGACCUUGGACCUGACCUUGUCCGUGACCCUGAAGGUCAUUUGGAGGACGACUCUUUUAUUCAAUGGGACCCUGAAAGUAAAGACAAAUUUUAUGUUCUGAUGUCCUUGACCAGUUUUGGAACUUGCCAUCGGAAUUGACCAUCAAGGUCAAACACAAGUUUACAUUAAUUUAUUGAUAAUUCAAAUAACAAAAAUCGACUUGACCUUCAAAUGAGUUAUGGUCAACGUCCAAUCCAAGAUCACUAUUGUAAAGCUGGGAAAAACUCCAUUCAAUCGGGGGUUUUUGGUUUUUCAUACCAUUAUUAGUUCCCUAAUUAUCAUGAACCUUCCAGAAUAUGAAGAUUCAGUCACUUCAAAUUGCGCGGCACUGAAAAUGUCGAUAUUCAGCUCUCCGUCAGAGGUUGUAACAGAACCAGUUGAGAUGUGCGGAAGAUAAAUUCGUUUACGGAAAUGUGUUUAGGAUCAGUUCCACUCCACUUAAUUCGCGGUCCACACGAAGCUUUGUUUAUCUGCUUUGAACGUUAACUAUUGAUCGGUGGUGUAGCGCGAUGGAAAUAAGAUAAAUUUGUCUUUUAAGAAAGAGCUGCAAGUACAAACAAAGGGAUCGUAUACCUCCAUUACGUGGAAAUAUUCUUACAUGUCAACAAAGUGAGAUUGAGCAGAUUAUUAUCACAGAUUCAAGAGCAAACAGAGGCAGGUAUCGGGCAUAAUUAACAACCUGGGUUAUGCUUCAAAGAUUGCACAGUUUUACCAUUAGUUAAACCCGCCUGUCUCGAUAAGCAAACAUAUAUUUGGUUUCAGUUUUUCCGUGAAGAUGCUGACAUAAGCUAGCAGUACUUAGAAGUAUGCCUAUGUUUCCAGGCUCAGUAAAACUAAACUAAACUAAAACACUAAAGUUCGUUAAGAGACAGGUUUUGAAGAAGGCCAAUCUUUUCAGUCUUAGUCUAGCACAAAUGCAUUUACUUUCAGUUCUGAUAUCGUUUUGGAUCAUUUUGAUUAUUACUGUAGGUAGCCAAGCUGUUAGAUAGCCACAGACCACCGUAACAUGUGCUUGGCAACCUUCCUUGUAAAUAUGGUCUUCAUUACUAUUAGGCAGUCUAUUUUGCGUUACUCCCUGUAUACAAUAAUUACUAUUUAUAUAUCUUAUACCCUAACCAUUGUACAUAGUUGUAAAUAGCUUUCCAAUUUAUAUUUUUUACUAGUGCGUUUGUAAUAUAAUCAUCGAAUAAAGC
Molecule: messenger RNA, 8701 nt
Organism: Acanthoscelides obtectus
Lineage: Eukaryota; Metazoa; Arthropoda; Insecta; Coleoptera; Chrysomelidae
Source: the annotation of a GenBank genome assembly